Hippopotamus amphibius kiboko is the source of this 3620-nucleotide messenger RNA. RefSeq names its product mitochondrial ribosomal protein L4 (gene MRPL4). Gene Ontology annotation, molecular function: structural constituent of ribosome. Gene Ontology annotation, biological process: translation. The coding region runs from base 269 to 1153 and encodes 294 amino acids. Gene Ontology annotation, cellular component: ribosome. Lineage: Eukaryota; Metazoa; Chordata; Mammalia; Artiodactyla; Hippopotamidae. The transcript is spliced from 9 exons. The record is from RefSeq and is a predicted model, not a curated record.
GGGGGCGGGGUUUCUUGCUGUGGAGUGGCGCUCCCGGGGGUUGCAGCGGUGCUUUAGCCCAGCAGUGAAAUUUGGGGUCUGGGGAUGAGCCUUGGGCGGAGGUGGGGGCACGCUCUGGCGGACCCCGCCGUCCUUGCUCUUGCUCGGCCCGCUUUCCAACGCCGAAUACAAGCCCGGCGGGCAGCGUCGCGGGCGUGACGUCAUCGCGAGGCGUCGCGAGCGUCCGGAGGAAGCCGUGACCUCUCUAAGCGUGGGGAGCUCCGCUACGAUGCUGCGGCUCGUCCUCGCCGGGGGUCGGGCCUGCCUUCGGCCCAAGGGCUGCCGGGGCCUGAACGCGCUGGCAGAAGAGGCAGUGCAGCCGGCGGAGAAACCAGAAGCGGCGGCGAGCGCGGGUCCCCAGGCGCCGGUGCUGCGCAGGUGCGAGCUCCGGGUACCCGCGCACCAGCGUCCGGUGCAGGCCUGGGUCGAGUCCCUUCGUGGCUACGAGCAGGAGCGCGUGGGUCUGACCGAGCUGCACCCAGACGUUUUCUCCACGACGCCCAGGCUGGAUAUCCUGCACCAGGUUGCCAUCUGGCAGAAGAACUUCAAGAGAAUUAGCUAUGCCAAGACCAAGACCAGGGCCGAGGUGCGGGGGGGUGGCCGGAAGCCCUGGCGGCAGAAAGGCAGCGGGCGCGCCAGGCAUGGCAGCAUCCGCUCCCCGAUCUGGCGCGGAGGAGGCAUUGCCCACGGUCCCCGGGGCCCCACAAGCUACUACUACAUGCUGCCCAUGAAAGUGCGGGUCCAGGGCCUCAAAGUGGCGCUGACCGUCAAGCUGGCCCAGGAUGACCUACACAUCGUGGACUCCCUGGAGCUGCCGACCGCAGACCCCCAGUACCUGAUGGAGCUGGCCCGCUACCGCCGCUGGGGCGACUCCGUCCUCCUUGUGGACUUAGAACAUGAGAACAUGCCCGAGAACAUUGUGGCAGCCACCUCCGGGCUCAAGACCUUCAACCUGGUCCCUGCUGUUGGCCUGAAUGUGCACAGCAUGCUCAAGCACCAGACCCUGGUGCUGACCUUGCCGACCGUCGCCUUCCUGGAGGAGAAGCUACUGUGGCACGACUCGCGCUACACGCCCCUCUACCCCUUCCGCCUGCCCUACUGCGACUUCCCCUGAGCCCCCAGCCUGUGCCUCCCAGGGCCCAUGGGCCGCCCUCCUUCCUGCUCAUUCUCCACUCCGGGUGCCUGCUCUGAGCCAAGCCAAGCCUCUGGCGGGCUUGUGAGCCUCCCACUCACCCUGCGAGGGCGGCCAGACCCCCUGAUCCCAGUGGGAAGCUGAGGCCACACACAGAGCAGCUGAGCAGGCGUCACUGCUGGGGCGGGGCGGCUGACUGAGCUCCUGCCCCAAGUCUCUCUUUUGUGUAAGAUAAAUUUUACUUUUUAAUCAAAGAGGACAAACAGAACCGCUCAUUGCUGUUUUGUGAAUAAUUCCACGUGUCGAGUCAGACUCUUUCCCAGGUGCUGGGCACUGCUUGGGUACCUGGCUGCCUCAAGGCACUGUUUUUUAUAGAAAUGACCCACCAUCCACUUUCCAGGGUGAGUCAGCCUCAGGGAGCAUGCAGAGGAGAACCAGCCGUUAGUUCCUAGGAACCUGCUCAUGGCACCUCCCAGUCCCAAGCACUCUCACCAAACCUUCACAUCCCUGAUGGGGCUUGUGGUCCCAUUUAUUAUGGUCCCUCAGUCCAGGUGUGGGUCUCAUUCCACAAGUGGGUGCCAUCUGGAAACCUGAGCUUUCAUCACAGUGGUUUUCUCUAAGCACAGAGUCAAGAUCAACGUGGUCAGUAAAUUUGUAAAAAACACCAAACUAGUAUCCUGAUUCUUGAGUCUGCCAUUAUUGUGCCCCCCACCCCCCGCAAGUUAUUUUUUUGUCAAUAGUCAUAACAGACUUGUAAGUAACAUGGUCAGUUUGUUUAAAGUCAGCCGAAACUGCCAUCUGGUGUGUGGGCCCGGCCAGGCGGCCACAGUGACCCAUCCACUGGGCUGCUCCUCUUUGAAAACAUCUCUGGAAUGCCCCUCGGGAGUGCCUUCAGAGCUCACAACACAUUCUUUGAAAGUCCUCAAUGGACAUAAAUUGUGAUCCUUAAAGCUGCAGAAUAGACUGAGUGAAAAAGAAAAAGCUAUUUGGAGUCAGUAGUAAGAAGGGGUGCAGAGGCUGGGUGGGAAAUGCUGAGCUAAACCCCAACCAUCACCUACCACUCCCUGUGCCUCAGCAGUCCCGCAGGAACACCGAGGCCCCAAGUAAGACCCCUCUGUUGUCCUGACAGCGCCCAGCCUAGUCGUAGCUACGUGUAAUCUGGCUCAGUUGUCCACAUGGUAGCUGUCAGGAAACAGGGUGAAGAAGGGGGUCAGAACCUGUUGCCCCAGGACUUUCCUGGUGACGCAGUGGUUAAGAAUCCGCCUGCCAAUGCAGGGGACACGGGUUCCAUCCCUGGUCUAGGACAAUCCCACAUGCAAGAUCCCACAUGAGCAAUUAAGCCCACGCGCCUAGAGCCAGUUCUCCACCAGAGAAGGCACCACAAUGAGAGGCCCAUGAACUGCAGCAAAGAGUAGCCCUCACUCCCUGCAAAAAAGACCUAAUUCAGCUAAAAAUAGAUGCAUAAAUUAACUUUUUUUUUUCUUAAGUUAAAAAAAAUAAAAACUGUUGCCCCACACUGGAAUCCCUUGGCCAGAUCAAGGAUGGAAAAAGGCAUGAGGAAAAAUGAUCCAGGGUUUCCCUGGUGGCUCGGUGGUUAAGAAUCCGCCUGCCAAUGCAGGGGACAUGGGUUCCAUCCCUGGGUUGGGAAGACCGCACAUGCCACGGAGCGACUAAGCCUGUGUGCCACAACUACUGAGCCUGUGCUCUAGAGCCUGCGAGCCGCAACUACUGAGGUCCGAGAGUCUAGAGCCUGUGCUCCGCAACAAGAGAAGCCACCACCACAAGAAGCCUGGGCACCACAACGAAGAGCAGCCCCUGCUUACCGCAACUAGAGAAAGCCUGUGCACAGCAAUGAAGACCCAACACAGCCAAAAUAAAUAAAUAAUAAAUCUGUAAAAAGUGAACUAAUUUAAAAAUUAAAAAAAAAAAAAACUCGAAAAAAAAAAGAUCCAGGGUCUAGAAUGUGCUUUCUAAUAAUAAGCAGGGCAUAGUGUGUGUAUUAGUUUCCUAGGCUGCCUUAGCAAAAUACCAUAGACUAGGAUUUCAACUAUAGAAACGUACUGUUGCAUGGUUCUUAAAACCAGAAGUCCAAGAUCGAGAUGCUGGCAGGGUUGAUUCCUUCUGAGGCUGUGAGGCAGGCUCUGUCCCAUCCCUCUCUCCAAGGUUUGCUGGCAUCCUUGGCAUUUUUCAGCCUGAUACAUCCCCCUGAUUUCUUCAGAUAGCAUUCUCCCCGUGUGUGUGUGUGCGUCUCUGUUCAAAUUUCCGCUCUUUAUAAGAGCACCAGUCAUGCUGGGUUAGGGCAUACCCCAAUGACUGCAUCUGAACUUGAUCAUCUGCAAAGACCCUAUUUCUAAAUAAGAUCACAAUCGAGGGGUUAGCACUUUUUUGCCCCUGGAGAAGAGAAGUAGUUGAACCCAUGACAUGGUGUAAGGGGAAGUAUGGAACAAGA